UUCCUAAGCUCAGAGACCAUCGCCUUGCGGACCGAAGACUCCUCUUGUCGGUACAACAUCCACGAAGACCUUCUCCGGUCGAAAUGCCAGUCGAUCGGUGCAGCCUUGAAGGGAGGAUUCGUCGAGGGUCAGCAGCGAGUGUACACUUGCAAGGACGCCUCCGAUGGCACUCUGAUACGCUUUAUCGAGUGGGCGUACAGGGGCGAUUACGCAGAGAGCGUUGGAACGGCGGAACCCAAGCAGGCACAGCCAGAGGAGGAUGGGUUGGAAUCCUCGACGGACGAGACGGCGAUCAUCGACGACAUUGACGACGGCAACUGCCCACUGUUGGUCCAUCUGGCGCUUUACAUCUUCGGAGACAAGUACCUGGUGGCAGAUCUGAAGCAGAUCGCCUUGAAAAAACUGAGAGACUGUCUGAAGCAGAUGGACAUGCCAAAGACUCUCAACAACAGGCUCGCCGUCAUCAAGACUCUACGAGUGGCGUUUACGAACCUCCCCCAUACAGAUCCGUUGCUCGCCUGGCUGGCGCAAUAUGCCGCAUAUGCCCUUCACAAGCUCUCAUGUACCGCGCUCUAUAGACUGCUAGGCGAACUACCGGAUCUCGCUUCACGCGUGAUUGCCCGGGUCGCAGCGGCCUCGCAACCGCCAUGG
Molecule: messenger RNA, 651 nt
Organism: Penicilliopsis zonata CBS 506.65
Lineage: Eukaryota; Fungi; Ascomycota; Eurotiomycetes; Eurotiales; Aspergillaceae
Exons: 1
Source: RefSeq, a predicted model, not a curated record